This is a messenger RNA of Pogona vitticeps (central bearded dragon), 4460 nucleotides long. It is a transcript of the gene ADAMTS1, whose product is annotated as ADAM metallopeptidase with thrombospondin type 1 motif 1. The record is from RefSeq and is a predicted model, not a curated record. Gene Ontology annotation, cellular component: extracellular matrix. Gene Ontology annotation, biological process: proteolysis; extracellular matrix organization. Lineage: Eukaryota; Metazoa; Chordata; Lepidosauria; Squamata; Agamidae. Gene Ontology annotation, molecular function: zinc ion binding; metalloendopeptidase activity.
GGGCUGGAAGGCAGACAUCCAGCAAGGAGGUGGACGUUUUCACCGCAAGUUACGCACAUCGUGAGCUCAAAGGCUGGUGGGGGCUCACCCGCGCUUCCCAAUAAAGGAAGGCGCGGGCUGCCCCGGCUCUCAUUCACGGCGAAGCCGCCGAGGUGCUCGCAAUAGCAGGGAGUUUGCCACUCGCUCGCUCUAGUCCACUCGCACUAGCAGGACUUGGGGCAAGGUCGCUCCCUGCGUGCAGAGAAUCAGCCGAGCCUCUCCGAGUUCCUUCCCGCCUGGGCUUGAGCACCAGCUUCGCGCCGCCUCGUCUCGAGGGGGGAAAAGCAACGAGCCCUGCCGAGGCGCCGCUGCCGCUCGCCCCCGCCGGCACCCCCUUCGUCUGCGCUUCCGAAAAGUUCGGCUCCCUCUCUGGCCCCGGUCUUUCUCGUUUUUUCCUCGUGACCUGGCGCGCUCGCUACAGCAUGCAAGGGGCGGUGGCGCUGAGCCUGGCGCUGGGACUCUGCCUGGCCGCCUGGGGAAGCCCGGCGCCGGGGCUGCUGCAGGAAGAGGCUCUGGUCCUGCCCGUGCGGCUGGAUCCCGGCGCCGGGCAAGGGCAGCGGCAGCAGGGCGAGGCGGGCGCGCGGCUCUACAGCCUGGACGCCUUUGGCCAGCGCCUCCGCUUGGAGCUGCAGCCCGACAGCAGCUUUUUGGCGCCGGAACUGACGCUGCAGUAUGUGGGCAGCCAACCCCGGAGCGGAGAGGAGGAGGAGGAGGACGCCUCCGAACACCCCGUCGGCGCGGACCUGGCCAGCUGCUUCUACUCCGGCACCGUCAACGGGGAGGCGGGCUCCGCCGUCGCCCUUAGCCUCUGCGGAGGGCUCCGCGGGGCUUUCUACCUGAGCGGGGCAGAGUACCUCAUCCAACCGGCCAACCUUUCCCGCCCCCGGGGAGAAGAGCAACCCCAACUUCACGUCUUGAGGCGGCGUUUGCGGAGCACUCUUCACAGCCAGGGCGGCGGAGCUAAGUGUGGGGUGACAGACGAGGGCGACCCUUCCUCCGCCGAAGGCGAGUGGCAGCGGCGGCAGCAGCAGCAAUCAGAGCACGUGCAGCGCGCAGGCAAUAGAAGUGCACGGAGGAAAAGGUUUGUGUCAAGCCCUCGCUAUGUGGAAACCUUACUUGUAGCAGACCAGUCUAUGGCAGAGUUCCAUGGCAGUGGACUCAAGCAUUACCUCCUUACCCUCCUUUCUGUGGCUGCUAAGUUGUACAAGCAUCCCAGUAUCCAGAACUCCAUUAGCUUGGUAGUAGUGAAAAUCAUGGUCAUCUAUGAUGAGCAGAAAGGACCUGAUGUGUCUUCAAACGCCGCCCUCACCUUGAGGAAUUUCUGCAACUGGCAAAAGCAACACAAUCCUCCUAGUGACCGGCAUGCUGAGCACUAUGACACUGCAAUUCUGUUCACCAGGCAGGAUCUCUGUGGUGCCAAGACAUGUGAUACUCUUGGGAUGGCUGAUGUGGGAACUGCUUGUGAUCCAAACCGCAGUUGCUCGGUCAUAGAAGAUGAUGGCUUGCAAGCUGCUUUUACAGCCGCUCAUGAAUUAGGUCAUGUGUUUAAUAUGCCCCAUGAUGAUGCAAAGCAAUGUGUGGGCCUUAAUGGCAUAAACAGAGACUCUCACAUGAUGGCAUCUAUGCUCUCUAACUUGGAUCGAAGCCAACCUUGGUCUCCGUGCAGUGCCUACAUGAUUACUACAUUUUUGGAUAACAGUCAUGGAGAGUGUUUGUUGGACAAGCCUCACAAGCCUAUACAACUCCCUUCUGAUCUGCCUGGAACAUUGUACGAUGCCAAUAGGCAAUGCCAGUUCACAUUUGGAGAUGAUUCCAAGCAUUGUCCUGAUGUGUCCAGCACAUGUACCACUUUGUGGUGUACUGGUACGUCAGGUGGAUUGCUUGUGUGCCAAACCAAACAUUUCCCUUGGGCUGAUGGCACCACUUGUGGAGAUGGAAAGUGGUGUAUGAAUGGCAAGUGUGUGAACAAGACAGACAAGAAGCAUUACGAUACACCUGUCCAUGGGGGCUGGGGCUUAUGGGGAGCCUGGGGAGAGUGUUCAAGGACAUGUGGAGGAGGAGUACAGUACUCCCUGAGAGAGUGUGACAACCCAGUUCCCAAGAAUGGAGGAAAAUAUUGUGAAGGCAAGCGCGUACAGUACAGGUCCUGUAAUAUUGAAGACUGUCCAGACAACGGUGGCAAAACCUUCAGGGAGGAACAGUGUGAAACUCACAAUGAUAUUUCCAAGUCUUUUGGAACUGGGCCUGCAGUGGAAUGGACACCCAAGUAUGCUGGAGUCUCUCCAAAAGACAGAUGCAAACUUGUCUGCCUUGCAAAAGGCACUGGCUAUUUCUUCGUUCUUCAUCCUAAGGUGGUAGAUGGAACCUUAUGUAGCCCAGAGUCCACUUCAGUCUGCGUCCAGGGGCAGUGUGUAAAAGCUGGAUGUGAUCGCAUCAUAGGAUCCAGUAAGAAGUUUGACAAAUGUGGUGUCUGUGGAGGCAAUGGAUCAACCUGUAAAAAAGUGUCUGGGACGCUGUCUAGUUCUAGACCUGGAUAUCAUGAUGUCAUUAUGAUCCCUGCUGGGGCAACGAACAUAGAGGUUAAACAACGAAAUCACAGGGGUGCGAGACAGGAUGGUAGCUUCCUUGCUAUUAAAGCUGCUGAUGGCACUUAUAUUCUUAAUGGUGACUAUACGUUGUCAACACUGGAGCAAGACAUUACCUAUAAAGGCAGUGUUUUGAGGUACAGUGGCUCAUCUGCCUCUCUGGAAAGAAUUCGUAGCUUCACUCCACUGAAGGAGCCUUUGACAAUACAGGUCCUUACAGUGGGUGACACGUUUCGACCUAAAAUCAAAUAUACCUAUUUUGUGAAGAAAACUGCGCAGUCAGGAUCUGAGAAGCCCUCCAGUAAGAAGACGGAAUCUUUCAAUGCAAUCAAGGAGACCAUUUUAUCUGAAUGGAUUAUUGAAGAAUGGGGAGAAUGUUCUAAAUCAUGUGGUACUGGUUGGCAGAGGAGGUCUGUAGAAUGUAGAGACCUUAAUGGACAGCCUGCCACAGAAUGUGCAAAAGAACUCAAGCCAAGCGAUAUCCGCCCAUGUGCAGACACGCCAUGCCCAAGGUGGCAGCUGGGAGACUGGUCUCCAUGUUCUAAGACAUGUGGGAAAGGUUUCAAGAAGAGAUUGUUAAAAUGCCUUUCCUUUGAGGGUGCCACGUUGUCACAUGAAAGCUGUGACCUUUCAAAGAAACCUAAACAUUUAAUAGACUUUUGCCAUGUUACAGAUUGCAGCUAAACCACAGUGGGUUGGGAAAGCUAACCAUAUUGUUUUUUUUCCAGACCAAAGCACUGAAAAUAAGGGUGAAGCAAGGGUCCCUCUGAGGUUCACGCCUGACUUUGCCCCCUCCAUGCAGGGCUCCUCCUCCGCGCACCCACAGCAAUAGUUUUCAGUCCCCUUGGUUCCAGUUGUGAAGGGGGGGUGGAGUCCUGCCCAGUGAGGUUGAAAAUUAGAGGGAAUGUUGGAGUAAAGGGUAACAGUUGUAAUUAGUAUGGAAAACAUUAACAGUGGAUUCACUGAGGGGGAUAGUGCAAAUAAUGUUAGACAGCAUUGAACGGUUUUGAAAAACACACAAAAUAGCCUUUUUACUAGCAAAAUGACAAACCAGUCACUAGCUAUUUCAUCUCCAGUGGAUCAAGCCUUAAGGCAUUACAAUUUCCUCUUUUUUGUCUGUUACAAGUUAAACAAAACAUAGGCAGUGGCCAAGGCAAGUUAAACAAACAUUUUUAUGUCUUAGUGAGGGUUGGGUUUUAUGUUUUGUUUGUUUUCCCCCCUUCAACUUCUGGAGUUUGUAUUGUGGUACUGAUAAAAAUCUCUUUCUUGAUCAAAGUUGGAGAAAGAAAGACAGUUUUUCUCUAAGCUUAAUUAUUGGUCAGAUCUUGCCUACCUCACAAAGACCACCAAAACCACAGUAUUUGAAAAGAAGUUUCAACUUUAUUGCUCAUGGCUGCUAUUGUUUUAGAGAAUAUGUUUUUAGUAUACAGUAAUAUUUUCUAUCUCAAAGCAAACGAGUAUAGUUGUGGCUGUUUGUUUAAUCUCCUGAUGGAUAUAAUGUGGAACUCGUAAUGAUUUGCAUUAUCAUUAAUUAAUUAAUUAAUUGAUUGAUUAGUUGAUUUAGUGAGAUAUCAUUUUCGUGCAGAUGUUAAUACUCAGCCUGCAGAGUUAGAACAGUAACAAUUCCAGAAUUCUUACUGGCUCAGCCUGUGCUCCUUUGUGUGUGUUUGUGGUUCAUACCUCUUCUCCUCCAAAGUACGCUAGUGAAACCCAGAUCAGUUUUGGAAUACAUGCAUAGUUUUUUGUUUGUUUGCUUGUGAAAUGUGUUUUCUUCAUGAAAAUGGAACAUGCUGCCAUUUGAGUUAUAGUAACAGUCACCAUUUUGUUAAGAUAACA